AGACUUCUUCCCAAGAACUUUUGAGACCCGCUCCAACAAUCUCUCCCCCCAAACAUAGAGAGAGAAUAAAAGAAAAAGAAAAUGGCCUCCGUUUCUUCUGCGAAUUCCAUUCUCUCCCCUCUUUUUACCUCCCCUUCUCCUUCUUCUUCACCUUCACCUUCACCUUCACCUUCACCUUCACCCAAAUCCUCCCACCUUUCCUUCCUCCAUACCUCCACACCAAACACCAUUUCCUUACAAAUCAAUCAGUCUCACUCUCACUCUCGCUCUAAACUCCCAUCUCAUCCUUUGCUAGUUCGAAACGUUCUCAACGUCGUCGAAUCGCCGGAGAUAGUGAUCUCCAAACGCCGAGAUCUUGAUUUUACGGCAACACAGUCAAAGCCGACGAUCCUCGUCUCGGAGAAGCUCGGCAAGGCCGGUCUCGAGCUGCUUCGGAGCAUCGGCAACGUCGACUGCUCGUACGGUCUCUCGCCGGAGGAGCUCUGCUCCAAGAUCUCGCUGUGCGAUGCGUUGAUUGUGAGGAGUGGGACGAAGGUCACGCGGGAGGUGUUUGAGGCAGCCAAGGGACGCUUGAAGGUGGUGGGAAGGGCUGGUGUGGGGAUCGACAAUGUGGAUCUUCAGGCAGCCACCGAGUUCGGAUGCCUCGUCGUCAAUGCGCCGACCGCCAACACCAUCGCCGCCGCCGAGCACGGCAUUGCGUUGCUCGCCGCCAUGGCGCGUAAUGUGGCUCAGGCCGAUGCUUCCAUGAAAUCUGGAAAAUGGCAACGGAACAAGUAUGUUGGUGUUUCUCUGGUUGGGAAGACAUUAGCAAUUAUGGGAUUUGGAAAAGUUGGAUCUGAAGUUGCAAGACGAGCGAAAGGCCUCGGGAUGCAUGUCAUUGCGCAUGAUCCAUACGCCCCAGCUGAUAGAGCCCGUGCUGUUGGUGUUGAUUUGGUUUCCUUUGAUCAGGCCAUCUCCACUGCAGAUUUCAUUUCACUCCAUAUGCCGCUCACUCCUACUACCUCAAAGGUAUUCAAUGACGAAGCUUUUGCAAAGGUGAAGAAGGGAGUCAGAAUCAUAAAUGUUGCCAGGGGAGGUGUUAUUGAUGAAGAUGCAUUAGUGAGGGCGCUUGAUAGUGGCGUAGUUGCACAGGCAGCACUUGAUGUGUUCACGGAGGAGCCCCCGCCCAGUGAUAGCAGAUUAGUGCAACAUGAGAAUGUCACGGUCACUCCUCAUCUUGGAGCUAGCACAAAGGAAGCACAGGAAGGUGUUGCUAUUGAAAUAGCUGAGGCUGUUGUUGGGGCGUUGAGCGGGGAACUUUCCGCAACCGCUGUCAAUGCUCCUAUGGUCCCUGCUGAGGUUAUCUCAGAGUUGGCUCCUUAUGUUGUUCUAGCCGAGAAGCUGGGUAGGUUAGCAGUACAGUUAGUGGCCGGGGGGAGUGGAAUUCAAUCCGUGAAGAUGAUUUACAGAACAGCUCGAGACCCGGAUGACUUAGACACAAGGCUUCUCCGGGCAAUGAUCAUAAAAGGCAUCAUUGAGCCAAUAUCCGACUCAUAUAUCAAUCUGGUGAAUGCAGAUUUCACAGCGAAGCAGAAAGGUCUCCGCAUCAGUGAGGAACGAGUGGUUGUUGACUCAUCCCCUGAGCACCCUGUUGAUUCCAUUGAGGUGCAAAUAAGCAAUGUGGGGUCAAAAUUCGCAAGUGCUUUGUCGGAGAAUGGAAAUAUUAGCAUAGAGGGGAGAGUGAAGUAUGGGAAACCUCAUCUAUCACGUGUGGGAACGUUUAGUGUGGACGUGAGCCUGGAAGGAAACCUCAUACUCUGCUGUCAAGUGGACCAACCUGGCAUGAUCGGACGAGUUGGAAACAUUCUUGGGAAGCAUAAUGUGAACGUGAGCUUUAUGAGUGUGGGAAGGACUGUUAAGAGGACAAAGGCCAUCAUGGCAAUUGGCGUCGAUGAAGAACCAGACAAGGAUACCCUCAAGAAAAUAGGGGAGGUACCCGCCAUUGAAGAGUUUGUUUUCCUUAAUCUAUAGGGUACAUUGACAAAAAAUGCCGGGUUAAUUGGAAGGAAUGGAGUUAAUAAACUUGUAGAUCUUGAGAAAACCCGUAUUUGCUUUGCUAUGGCAGACAUGAGAAUAAGAACUGGUUGGCACACAACUAAAGUGGUCACCUCUGCCGGUCCAUGGUUGCUGGAAUUUGAGCUUAUACAGUGAUAUUAUGUCGCCCUGCUAGAUUCAGUAUUCUUGUUGGUUAUGGUCAGGUGGGUGCGUUCCUUUGUCUACUUAAGUCGUUUGUAAAGUUUCUUGUGGUUGUCUUUAUGGUUGGUGGUGGCGGUGGCGGUGGUGGCGGUUGUAUUGGUAGUGUCUAUGGCCUUGUGGAAUCUCUAGUUGAGUUUCACCUAAUGAUGAAGCUUUGUUUUUCUACUGUAACCUUUUCUAAGGGUAGCCUCAGGUGAUAUCCCACAUGUAAUCUGUGUUUGAUCAAUUUUAGUGAGAUGUGAUAAUUCUAUUAA
This is a messenger RNA of Cornus florida, 2489 nucleotides long. Its product is annotated as D-3-phosphoglycerate dehydrogenase 1, chloroplastic-like. The transcript is spliced from 5 exons. The record is from RefSeq and is a predicted model, not a curated record. Gene Ontology annotation, molecular function: phosphoglycerate dehydrogenase activity; NAD binding. Gene Ontology annotation, biological process: L-serine biosynthetic process. The coding region runs from base 82 to 2010 and encodes 642 amino acids. Lineage: Eukaryota; Viridiplantae; Streptophyta; Magnoliopsida; Cornales; Cornaceae.